Messenger RNA from Trichoderma reesei QM6a, 1324 nucleotides. RefSeq lists its product as uncharacterized. The transcript has a single exon. The coding region runs from base 1 to 1143 and encodes 380 amino acids. Gene Ontology annotation, molecular function: nucleic acid binding. NCBI's taxonomy places the organism in Eukaryota, Fungi, Ascomycota, Sordariomycetes, Hypocreales, Hypocreaceae. The record is from RefSeq and is a predicted model, not a curated record.
AUGCCGUCGGGCUACAAGCAUGGCGACACCCCGGCCAAGGCCAUGGUGCGCGGCACAAUCUCCUACCUCGAGUCGCAGGGCCUGCCGGUGAACAAGUCGGCCAUCUUCCGGCACUUUGACCUGUCGCGCUCGCAGGGCUACGCGGCGCUCAGUGCGUCGCCGGUGCCGAAGCGAGACGACCCGGAAUGGGGCGAGACGCGCGGGCGGCCCAGCAAGAUUGCCGACGCGGAGGUGGCCAAGAUGGAGCAGAUCCUGUGGGAUCCCAAGUACGAGGACGUCAGCCUCAACUGGAGCGGGCUCGCGGAGGAGGCCGGGCUCGAGGUCAAGUGCAACCGGAGGACGCUGCAUCGGGCAAUGGGCACGCUGUCGUACCGGCGGUGCCUGGUCUGUGGGCGGACGAACACGCUCAAGCGGCAUCGCGAGAAGCGCAGCGACUUUGCACGCAAGGCCCUGCAGGCGUAUCCCCUCAAGGAGGACUGGCGGCGCGUGCGGUUCAGCGGCGAGCUGCACUUUGCCUUUGGGCUCGACGGCAGGAUGCGCCUGACGCCGAGGGCGGGCGAGAGGCUAUGCAGCACAUGCGAGCAGGAGCCUGCCAACGGGUGGCCGCGCGAUAUCAGGAGGCUGCAUGCCUGGGCUGCAGUGGGCUACGGCUUCAAGAGCGAGCUGGUCUUUUACGACAGCUCGACGAGUCCCAAGGGUACCGGUGCCAUGUCGAUGCCGGAUUACUGCGACAAGGUGCUCGAAAAGGUGGUGAAGCCGUGGCUCACGGCGUCGGGCCCCAUGGCGUUUGUGCUGGAAGAGGACGCGGACGUGUUUGCCCACGGGAGCGCGAGCAAGGUCAACCUCGCCCAGCAGUGGAAGGACAUGCACGGCUUGAGGUGCUCGUUUAGCUGUGGCGAGAGCCCGGACCUGAGCCCACUGGAUUCGCUGUGGCCGCCGAACAAGCAGUGGACUUCGGAGCUGCUGAAGGAAAAGGACAAGGACAAGGACAAGGAGAGGGGGUGGGAGGAUGAGACGCUGAAGAAGGCGGCGAGGGAGGCGUGGGCGGGGUUGAGCCAGGAGAGGGUGAACAUGUGGGUUGAUGCGAUGCCGCAGCGGCUGCAGCUUGUUGUCGAGAUGGACGGGAGGAUGGUGCCGUGGUGAUGGAACUGGUGACUUGGAGCUUUGGGGACAUGCAUUGGCUUGCGUUGCUUGUUUGUUUGCUCGUUUGGCUGUUUUGCUUGACGUUGAAGUACUGUAUGGCAUGGUGUACGGAAACAGAUGAACGGUAGAUUAUGAGAUGGGCAUGUUGUUUGUUGAUGAGAACAUGAUUUACGGCUGCUAA